GCCUCCCUACUCCCGACGCCGCCAGGAAGCGGCCGCUUGAGGUCGCCGCCCGCUCGCUAGCAACGGACCGGCCAGGGAGCCACCAGCGCGCCAGGAACCCGGCCAGAAUCCUCUGCCCCUACCCUUCCCGCGCCACACGCAGUAGCUGCUUUCCAAAUGGGUACAGAGUGAAGGCGGGCGGCAGGGUUGGCGCUGCUCCCGCUCGCAGACGUCCCGCUCGCAGACGUCCCGCGCCGCCCGGCCUCUCGGGUCACGGGGAGAGCGCCGGCGCGGACGCCCCGCCCACCGCCCUUCCGGCCAGGCCACGUGACCGCGCGCGCACGUGUUUCGGCCUCUAGGUGCCGCGGGCCGGAAGCCGGUCCCGGCCGGCGCCCGGCCGCUGUCCACCAAGAGCAGGCCCCGGCGAGGCGGCGAGGCGGCGGGUCCGGGAACGGGGCAGAGGCGGCACCCACCGGAAGGCAGGCAGCGGCCUGGCCAUGAACCCCAGGGGCCUAUUCCAGGACUUCAACCCGAGUAAGUUCCUCAUCUACGCUUGCCUGCUGCUCUUCUCAGUGUUGCUGCCCCUCCGACUGGACGGCGUCAUCCAAUGGAGCUACUGGGCCGUGUUCGCCCCCAUCUGGUUGUGGAAGCUUCUGGUCCUCGCGGGCGCCUCUGUCGGCGCGGGCGUUUGGGUGCGAAACCCGCGCUACCGCACGGAGGGAGAGGCCUGUGUGGAGUUCAAGGCCAUGCUGAUUGCCGUGGGCAUCCACCUGCUGCUGCUCAUGUUCGAGGUCCUGGUCUGCGAUCGGGUGGAGCGGGGGACCCACUUCUGGCUGCUGGUCUUCAUGCCGCUCUUCUUUGUGUCCCCGGUGUCCGUGGCCGCCUGCCUUUGGGGCUUCCGACACGACCGGUCCCUGGAGCUGGAGAUCCUGUGCUCCGUCAACAUCCUGCAGUUCAUCUUCAUCGCCCUCAGGCUGGACCGGAUCAUCCACUGGCCGUGGCUGGUGGUGUUUGUGCCACUGUGGAUCCUCAUGUCAUUCCUUUGCCUGGUGGUCCUCUAUUACAUCGUCUGGUCCCUCCUGUUCCUGCGCUCCCUGGAUGUGGUUGCUGAGCAGCGAAGAACCCACGUGACCAUGGCCAUCUGCUGGAUAACGAUCGUGGUGCCGCUGCUCAUUUUCGAGGUUCUGCUGGUGCACAGGCUAGAUGGACACAACAUGUUCUCCUACAUCUCCAUAUUCGUCCCCCUUUGGCUCUCAUUAAUCACAUUAAUGGCCACAACGUUUAGGCGAAAAGGGGGCAACCAUUGGUGGUUUGGUAUUCGCAGAGAUUUCUGUCAGUUUCUGCUUGAAAUUUUCCCAUUUUUAAGAGAAUAUGGGAACAUUUCCUAUGAUCUACAUCAUGAAGAUAGUGAAGAUGCUGAAGAAACAUCGGCUCCAGAAGCUCCUAAAAUUGCUCCAAUGUUUGGAAAGAAGGCCAGGGUGGUGAUAACACAGAGCCCUGGGAAAUAUGUCCCCCCACCCCCCAAGUUAAAUAUUGACAUGCCUGAUUAAACCUCUCUUCUGGGGAGUGCUCACAAGUGGAAGAGAAGUCAUAUACACACAAAAUCCACCUUACUUUGGCCUCUUUGCCCAUCCAUGCCAAAUCUGGAACUGAAAACAGGCUUCAAAACAUCAUUUCAUGCUUUGAAAUUGCUGCCUAUCAGUGACUCAUCAGUAUUCACCAGAGAUGCAGGAGGCUCUUUUACUGUGUAGGUGUGUGUGUGUGCACACGUGCAGUGUGCCUCCGUGUUUGAGGAACUUGUUUUCUAGGCUCAUGCUUGCAGAGCUAGCUGAGAGCAGUAAAUUGAGUUGUUCUGGUAGGUCCUCAAAUGGAAUAACUACCUGGGGUUUUUUAAAGUGGUACUAUACCUAUCGAAAGUAUUUAGAAAAGUAUCUUUAUACACUGCUAACGUAAAACUUUCAGAUUGUGCCUGCUGUGACAUAAUAGCAAAUGUAAAGAAUUCUCUUUCCCACCACUUGCAUAUAAACCUCAUAGUUGUUAUUUUCAGUGUUUCUGCUGUUAAAAUGGUUUUUCUUUUGGCUUUACUGAUACUGGUCUUUAAUAGCCUAAUAGGUGAAUUUUUCUAAUGCAGUGAGUCCACCCAUAUUUAUAUGACUAUUUUAGCAAUGUAAUAUAUAUUAUGUUGAAUUCUAGUUCUGUGCAGUGUAUUAUGUUAAAGUAUUUUAAGUUUGUGAAGAUAUCUAUGUCUACUGCAGAUGUUAAAAAUUGCUUAAAACAUGAAUAUGUACCUGG
Capra hircus (goat) is the source of this 2271-nucleotide messenger RNA. RefSeq names its product transmembrane protein 185B (gene TMEM185B). Lineage: Eukaryota; Metazoa; Chordata; Mammalia; Artiodactyla; Bovidae. Bases 477 to 1529 code for a protein of 350 amino acids. The transcript has a single exon. The record is from RefSeq and is a predicted model, not a curated record.